ACAGCAGCAGUAAAAACAGACGAGCCACAGAUCGCUGAAUGGACCAUGCUGAAGACUCUCUUGUUUACUAACAGUCUGUAUCGGAUUUUUCUUUGUUUUCACAUUUUUCUUUGUUAUGCAAGCAAAUUACUUUAAAACGUUACAGAAUAAGAAACUGUUAACUCGGUGGAUUUACAAAUAGCUCAAGAUGGCUUUGGUGCCCUAUGAUGAGAAUCUACUUCCUGCUCUGUCCAAACUUCACCAGACUUCAGCUGAAUUUAAUCUGGCCAAUCACAGGAUCAGACUCAGCCAGGACUGGAACCGAUUGGGUGUCGCUGCUGUGGUCUGGGACGCCGCGGUCGUGCUCUGCAUGUUCCUGGAGAUGGGAACGGUGGAUCUGAAAGGAAAGAGAGUUAUUGAGCUCGGAGCCGGCACAGGUUUGGUGGGCAUUGUAGCUGCUCUGCUUGGAGCCAGCGUGACAAUUACAGACCGAGAAGCUGCACUGGAAUUUCUGACUGCCAAUGCAGCUUUGAUCUGAUCCUGGGAGCCGACAUUGUUUACCUGGAGGAGACGUUUCCCGCCCUGCUGCAGACUCUUGAGCACCUGAGCGCGGAGAACACGGUGGUGUUGUUGUCCUGCCGGAUUCGUUACGAGCGAGACGAG
Cyprinus carpio (common carp) is the source of this 642-nucleotide messenger RNA. It is a transcript of the gene mettl21a, whose product is annotated as protein N-lysine methyltransferase METTL21A-like. Gene Ontology annotation, cellular component: cytoplasm; cytosol. Lineage: Eukaryota; Metazoa; Chordata; Actinopteri; Cypriniformes; Cyprinidae. Gene Ontology annotation, molecular function: protein-lysine N-methyltransferase activity. The coding region runs from base 188 to 517 and encodes 109 amino acids. Gene Ontology annotation, biological process: peptidyl-lysine methylation. The record is from RefSeq and is a predicted model, not a curated record. The transcript has 5 exons.